GACAGUCUUCACAUAUCUCCAUCAAUUCACAGCAUCAUUACAAAGCAGGAUUAGAGCUGCAAUUGCAUCGCUGAAGCUCGACAAGUGAAAGUGCCAAAUCAUUCCACGAAAUCGGUCCCUGCAUCGAUAGAGUUUCAGCUGGGUUUGCGCUGAAGAGAGCUUCUUGAGCUGUGCCGACGUCAAAAUCCGAAUAAAUCUGCACAAUGGGGCAAUACUUUCACGACCUCCUGUACACCUUGACGAACUGUAUGAGCUGCUUUCCUGGCUCUCCGCAGCUGAAAAUCAACAAUCGCAGUUUCAAGAUCCUGCGAUUGCUGGGAGAGGGAGGGUUCUCAUACGUUUACUUGGUCCAAGAUACAGGAAAUGAAGCUCAAUAUGCCCUUAAGAAGAUUCGAUGUCCAUUUGGGCAAGAGUCGGUUGCGCAAGCUUUGAAGGAAGUCGAGGCUUAUAAUCUAUUUUCGCCCAACCCGAAUAUUAUUGCCAGCGUGGAUCAUUGUGUGAUGGCGGAUCGAUCAGACCCGGGCGCGAAGACAGUAUAUAUACUUCUACCGUACUACCGACGAGGAAAUCUACAGGACAUCAUCAACGCGAAUUUGGUCAAUCAUACGAAGUUUCCAGAAAAGAGGCUGAUGAUAUUAUUCCUGGGAGUAUGCAAAGCAUUGAAAGCUAUGCACUAUUACAAAGUGGCAGGAGGACCAGGUGGAGCUAGGAGCCUCCAAAAUGCGAGGAAGAUCCGAGGCCAAGCUGCAAGAGCUGACCAAGAUGCGGAAGAGGAGGUUGAGCAGCGAAGAGGGAGACAAAAGGGAAGAGAGCUUGAUCCGGAUAGCGAGCAACAAGAGCCAUUGAUGGAUAAUGAGGUGACGCAGAGCCAGGAAGGCGUUGCACCAGGCGAAAUCAGAGCCUAUGCGCAUAGGGAUAUCAAGCCAGGAAAUAUCAUGAUAGACGACGAUGGCGAACAGCCGAUUCUCAUGGACCUGGGAUCAUUAGCACCAUCUCCCACGCCUAUCACAUCAAGGUCUCUGGCCCUUGCGGUGCAAGACCAAGCUGCGGAACAUUCAACAAUGCCAUAUCGGGCACCAGAACUAUUCGAUGUUAAGACUGGAAGUACAAUCGACACGAAGGUCGACAUAUGGUCUUUGGGAUGUACACUAUAUGCUUGCCUUGUAGGCAAGUCGCCCUUCGAAAUGCGUAGUGAUGAGACCGGAGGUAGCUUGAGCCUCUGUGUUCUAGGAGGCGACUGGAGAUUCCCAGACGAAGGUGCUGGAGGAAAGAAGAAAGCUACCAAUCAACCUGGACAAACGGAAGAUAGCGAAAUCCACGAAAGCAUCCGAGAAGUGGUGAGGAAAUGCUUGAAAGUCGAGGCAGCCGAACGACCAGAUGUCAAUGAGCUCAUUGAGAUUGUGGAAGCGGUAAUUGCAGAAUUACCAGAAGAUGGACACUCAUGAUCGUGAUGUACAGUUGUUUUUGUAUCAUUCUCCAGAUAUAGGCGUUUGGGUCGUUGCUAGCUAGGGGACAUCAGGUUCAGAUAAAUAUCAGUCUGAGCUCGUACUAGUCCAUCGAAUCAUGCAUUGGCGCAAGGUUCAAAUUUAGGGUUACCACAAGAAGCAAUUUGAGCG
Mollisia scopiformis is the source of this 1616-nucleotide messenger RNA. Its product is annotated as kinase-like protein. Gene Ontology annotation, cellular component: cytoplasm; Golgi apparatus. The coding region runs from base 204 to 1445 and encodes 413 amino acids. Gene Ontology annotation, biological process: vacuolar protein processing; protein phosphorylation; regulation of vacuole fusion, non-autophagic. NCBI's taxonomy places the organism in Eukaryota, Fungi, Ascomycota, Leotiomycetes, Helotiales, Mollisiaceae. The record is from RefSeq and is a predicted model, not a curated record. Gene Ontology annotation, molecular function: ATP binding; protein serine/threonine kinase activity. The transcript is spliced from 3 exons.